Platichthys flesus (European flounder) is the source of this 2756-nucleotide messenger RNA. It is a transcript of the gene arhgap36, whose product is annotated as Rho GTPase activating protein 36. The record is from RefSeq and is a predicted model, not a curated record. NCBI's taxonomy places the organism in Eukaryota, Metazoa, Chordata, Actinopteri, Pleuronectiformes, Pleuronectidae. Gene Ontology annotation, biological process: signal transduction. The coding region runs from base 153 to 2174 and encodes 673 amino acids. The transcript has 12 exons.
GAAGAAGCAGCAGCAGAAAGAGAAGAAGGAGGAGAAGACGAGUUGCUCUUACAAACAGAUUGGCUGUUUUGGAGUAGCUGUGACGACAAGGACGGACCACAAACACACACACACGCACACACACACACACACACACAAACACACACUGACUGAUGGUGGUGCUGGAUGGACCGACGCUGCUCACACACACACUUCAAGCUGUGCACGUAGGAGAUCGACCUGUGGGACGAGACAUGCACUUCUACUACGUGGGGGACCACACGUGGGCGACCAUGUUGGGUCAGAGCGUGCGGCUGCAGCCGGUGACCAUCCAGAGCCUGUCGGAGCUGGAGCGGGCCCGGCUACAGGAAGUGGCCUUGUACCACCUGGAGGAGCGAGACCUGGACUUCAAGAUCAGCAUCCCCAGAGAGAUUCACAAACGGAGAAAAUCCCUGCGCAGGAAGUUCGACUCCUUCUCGAAGGAGAAGAAGGAGCGAGAAUCGGCUCAGAAGGCGUUCGGCAUCCCGCUCUCCCAGGUCAUCGCCAACGACCGGGCCUACAAGCGGCAGCAGGACGCCCUGAAGGAGAGCCGGCGCGACUGCCUGGACCUGGAGGCCAGCGUCCUGCGCUUCCGGGCCGAGAAGCGUCAGUUCUUCAACGGGAGCAAACCGCUGGUCGGCGCCGCGGCCAUCACGGGAGGGGGGGGCGGCGUCCCCCCCGGGUCGCCCUCCGCCAACUCCGUGGCCCCGGCGCCCGUCUCCGAAAACCAGAACAAACCGAUGUCGCCCACGUUUCUGGAUAACAGCGGCCGGGGGCAGAGGAGGGGAGGUCUGUCGGUGGACUCCAUCUCCGACCUGGUGGAGAGUCAGUCUCGGCUGCUGGAGGCGCUGCAGCUCUCCCACCCGGCCGAGCUGGAGCUGAAGAAGUCUCAGGGCGGCGGCUCGUCCGAGGGCCGGACCCAGACCAAGCUGAGCCUCAACCCCAUCUACAGGCAGGUGCCCCGGGUGCUGGAGCGGUGCUGCAGCCACAUCGAGAACCACGGUCUUCAGACUGUGGGGAUCUUCCGGGUCGGCAGCUCCAAGAAGAGAGUGAGACAGCUGAGGGAGGACUUUGACGUGGGCGUGGACGUCCAGCUGGACGAGGAGCACAGCGUCCAUGAUGUGGCGGCGCUGCUCAAAGAGUUCCUGAGGGACAUGCCCGACCCUCUGCUGCCCCGGGAGCUCUACCCGGCCUUCCUGCACGCCAACCUGUUGAGAGGAGCCGACCAGCUCCAGUACUUGCAGCACCUCCUCUACCUGCUCCCGCCCUGUAACUGCGACACUCUGCUGCGCCUCCUCACCUUGUUACAGACGGUGCAGAGCUUCGCCCAGGACACCAUCGGGACCCAGGACGAGGAGAUCCCGGGGAACAAGAUGACGGCGGCGAACCUGGCGGUGAUCUUCGGGCCGAACCUGCUGCAGAGGGAGAGCGGGGGAGACGUGAGUCCUCACUCGAUGGGGAUCGAGGACAGCACGGCCAUCAUCAGCGUCACUCUGCUGCUCGUCCAGAACCACCGGAGACUCUUCACAGUGUCUGCCGAGGUGCAGCAGGAGGUCCUGAUGAGUCUGAUCCAAACCGACCCGGACAUCAUCGACUACCUGCUGCGUCGGAAACUCAGCAGCAGCCACCUGACAGCAGAGGGCGGCAGUGAGUCCGGAGGCCGCCGGGACACAGGGGCGUCUCUGGACUCUGUGGGGGCGUCCAGCGGGAGUCUGUCCCCGCUGGAGCCCCCCUCGCCUCUGUUCCCCCCCGAUGGCAGCGGCGGCGAGGGCAGCCUGACCAGCGAGGUGUUCCUCAACGUGCUGAAGCUGAACCAGAACCGUAAGCGGAAGGAAACCAGAUUCGGUGACGUCCCAGCAGGGAAAUCCAUCAGCCACAUUCGCCAGUUCCACUCCCACCACAACCUGCUCAGCCUGACCCACUCCUCCCACUCCUCCUCCCACUCCUCCUCCGAGCCUCAUGACCGCCGGGGCCCCCUGGGGGCGGCCCUCAGCUUCUCCCUCAGCGGCGGCGGCAGCUGCUCCAGCCUCAGCGGCUCCAGCGAGAGCAACAUCUGGGUGAGGCAGGCGCCGCACGAGGAGAGCAAGCCGUCGCCCGCCGCCAACUUCUGGGACUUCUUCACCGGGAAAGGGUCGGGAUCAGAGACGAUGGUAUGAUGAAGGGCGAGAGGAAGACGAGGGGAGAGGAGGUCAGAGGUCAGAGGGAAACUGGUCUAAGCUCCUGUUACAUUUACAGAAAGGAAAAGUCUAUUUUCAGGAUUAAAAAUGCGUCUUAGUCACAUCAGACGUCUCCAUUUUGAUGCAAAUGCUCCUCGUUGGAAGUUCCCUCUCUUCUGACCUCACUCCUGAACGAAGCACACAAACAGGUGAAGAAGGAAAAUGUCUGAAAACACUCGAAACACUUUUUAAAGACACUUUGAGGCCAAACAUUUGAAGCAUGAGUUGCUCGGACCUGGACCAGGACCAGGAGAAAGAGUUUCACUAAAACCACCAUGAGAUUAUCAGGAAGUGGAUUGCAGUACUAAUGUAAUACAAUGUAUAUAUAAUGUGUACAUGAUGUAUUCCUAAGUUUACAAACCUUUUGUCUUUACUAUACGUAGACGUGUGUAACUGUAGCUUCACCUGUAACCACCAGAGAUCAGACUCUGUUCAGUUUCUGUUGUUUUCACCUUUUCAGCUCCAGAGGAAGAUUUCAACCUUCAGACGAUUCGAUGUCAAUAAAACAGAUCAAACACAAAC